AUCAAUAAUAGUAAAAUGUUAUACAUCCUUCUAAUUGUUGUUAUAUUGUAUUUCUAUUACAUGAGAAAAUUUCAAUAUUUCUCUCAAAGAAACAUCAAACAUGAAUCGCCUGUACCAAUUUUUGGGAAUCACACAAAAGUCUUUUUUGCUAGAAGAACUAACAUUGAGACUGCGUGCUAUUUGUAUAAAAAAUAUUCUGACGAAAAAUAUGUGGGAUAUUACAGAGGGACGAAUCCAGAAAUCAUCGUUCGUGAUCCCGAUUUAGUGAAAUAUAUUUUAAACGAAAACUUCUUAGUGUUUCCUAAUCGAGGAGUUAAACGUGAUGCAAAAAUUGAGCCUCUAAUGUUAAAUAUGCUCUCAGAAGAAGGUGAUGCAUGGAAGUUACUAAGAACUAACCUUUCGUCGGCAUUUUCAAGCAGUAGAAUAAAAAGUAUGUUUCCUAUUGUAGUAGACUAUGCAGAAAAAUUUGUGAAAAUAGCUCACAACUUAGCAGUAGAAGAAAAAGAAUUUGAUGCACAUAUUUUUACUGCACGCUUCACAAUAGAUUUGAUUGGUGCUUGUGGAUUUGGCAUUGACAUGAAUGCAAUUAAUAAUGAGCAGUCUCUUUUUAUUAAACUACGUGACUAUAUGUUUAUAAAAUCUAAAUUGCAAAUGAUUCUUUUUGGAGUUUAUGACCUUUUUCCUCAAUCACUUAUUAAUAAGGUUUCAUUACUAAAACCGCAAGUUCGUGAAAUAAUCAUGGAAAUUCUAGAUAGCGUUCGAAGUCACCGACAAAAUGAUGACACUCAGCGAAACGAUUUUAUCAAUAUUUUACUCGAAUUGGGUAAGGCGGGCAAAUUAACUGGCGAUUCUUUAGAAACUGAUGAUACUGGCAAAUAUAAACAGGCAGAAAUUGAAUUUGAUAAUAACCGAAUAGCUGCCCAACUAUUUAUAUAUUUUAUAGCUGGUUUUGAAACUUCUUCAACAACUAUGAGUUAUGCCAUGCAUCAACUCGCACACCAUCAUGAUAUACAACAGGAAGUUCAAAAAGAAAUUGAUACAACACUGGCUAAGCACGAUGGUAGACUUUGCUAUGAAUCAGUAUCGGAAAUGCUUUUCCUGGAAAUGGUUGUAAAAGAAUCACUAAGAUUAUUUCCACCAGCUGGUUUGACGACAAGGGCUUCGCCCAAAGAUUGUAGCCUACCAGGAGUAAAUGGAACGAUAAAAACAGGAACAAGAAUAACCAUUCCAAUACAUGCACUUCACAUGGAUGAAAUGUACUUUGAUAACCCAGAGGAGUUUGAUCCGAAGCGUUUUUCUAAUGAAUCUUCGCAACCAAGACACAAAUACGCGUAUAUUCCGUUUGGAGAGGGACCAAGAAAAUGUAUAGGGGCUCGUUUUGGAACAUUAAAUACAAUGGUAGGACUGGCAGCAAUUCUUCAUAAAUACAACAUAAAACCUUCACAGUCAACUCGGAAAAAUAUUCGCCCAAAUCGAGCAGCGUAUCUUAUUCAGUUCAUAGACGGAGGUCUACCCUUAAAACUUACCAUGAGAGAAUAGUUCUGGAAACAUAAACGGUUUCCAUUAUAUUAAGUACCAACAUGUCCAUCAAAUUGUAGUAAUUUUUAUGUUCAAAUUACAUUCAAAUAUUGAACAUGUGUGUCGUGAAACAUCACAGCAUCAUUGUAAUGAUUUUCUAUUUGGACCACAAUGUUAGGACAAACACAUCAUACAGAAAACCAAUGUACGUAACCCAAAAAUAUGAAAAGCAGCCCUGCCCUACAAUAAAAAAAAUACAAAAAAUCCAACACGCCCAGCGAAAUCAAGCACAAAAAACAGAAAAUAUACAACGAACAAUAAAAAAAACUAUAAAAUAUUACAUCUCGAUUUUAAGACCAUCAAGAAAGUAUUUCUUAUCUAGAUCAAACAUAGUUUAUGACUAAAACUAAUAUCAAUCGUUUUAACAUUAUCUGUUAAAAAUAUAACAUUAAAUAAGUUAAAAUAACUUCGCAGUCGCAUAAAUAAGUAGAAAACUCUGAUACUGGUAAUGGACUCUAAGAUAACUUCAAGACGUUCAGGUGUCGAAAAGUAAAAUUUAUCUUUCGUGUCAAUUUGAGCGAAGUUGGAAAUAAACUGCACUUGAAAUAGAUAGCAAUACUUUCAAGACAAUUCGAACCUUUUUACCAACUUGCCAUUCCAGACUUAAUCAGAUAUCAGUAGCAAGUCCAUACUUAAAUCAUCCAUUUAUACAAAUCAGUAGUUUAUACGUAAGUUGUAAUUAUAUUAUAGUGGAGUUAUUCGUUAUUUCCUUCUUGCUGCAAACCCAACUACCGCUGGAUCUAUGGACGUCCUGUGCACCUGCAAGUCAACUGUACCACUCUACAGAUGACUUGAUGACUUGUGUUUGGAGAUAUAGUUUGGAUUGCAGAGCCAGGGUAUGAGUGUAACAAAAUUUUAAUUAUGUUUAAUUUUACCAAAACAUCAAAUACAGUGAUGUUUUUCAAACUCUAAAGCAAUGAAGAAUAUGGUUUAUCUCUCCUAGAAUGAAUUUUUAAAAUAUUUGGUGAAGGCUUUCAACUCAACCCUUCACAAGUUGUGCGAUUUACAUAAGGCGCGUAAUGUCGGUAACUUUGCUUUUCCCUCUCAACGUGCUCUGACUGAAUCUCGACGGAUGUCAUGAAGUUUUAAAUCAGUACUUUGAAAAUGAAUUACACUCUACAAACAUGUAAUAUAUAAGUUUAAUGUAUGUAAUUUUUUCAAGGGGAUGGUAAUUAAAUUUUUAAAGGCAAAGUGUCUUUAUAGCGUCGGUGAGUAUUUGGACCAUAGAUUUGACACCGAUUGUAAAUAACUUAACUUGGCAUUAUUGUAUGUUCUUAUUAUAAGACAUUGUAAAAAUUGAUAUGACAUUUGCACGCCUAUUUAU
This is a messenger RNA of Pieris brassicae (large cabbage white), 2902 nucleotides long. RefSeq names its product cytochrome P450 6B5-like. Gene Ontology annotation, molecular function: oxidoreductase activity, acting on paired donors, with incorporation or reduction of molecular oxygen; iron ion binding; heme binding. The record is from RefSeq and is a predicted model, not a curated record. The transcript has 2 exons. Lineage: Eukaryota; Metazoa; Arthropoda; Insecta; Lepidoptera; Pieridae. Bases 16 to 1539 code for a protein of 507 amino acids.